CCUUGGUCACAAGUUCUUUAAAAUUUGAGCAAACGCUAUAAAUACUAUCAAAAUUCGAGCGAGGAAAAAUAAUGGCGAUCGAUAAGCCAAAAUCUCCUAAGCGAAAGAAGCUGAAGGGCAACCAUCCUCUGAAGGCACGAUCUGCUAUCAGCAGAAACAAGAGUAAGAAGUUUAAUCGUAAAAACGCUAACUUCGUACCUCUUGGGAAGAACAAGUUCAUUGACGACAUCAAGGAGAAGGGUAAGGAUAAGGAGGAGGUGAGGACGACGAAGAAGGAGAUAGUAAAUUCAAAGGUUGAAACUGUGCUUCUCUCAUCACUUCCAGCCGCGCAGCAACUUGAUUUCUUCUUGGAUCGCUUCCAGUCAGCAAAUAAAUCCAAACUAUCGCCAUUGGAGUUGGAGGCGUACAGAGAUACAUGCAUGGUUGAACUCUCUAAGGAUGCCAAUCAAGAUGCAGAAAAUAUAAAUAAACAUAUUAAGGAUGCUUUCGGAGAAUCAUGGAAGGAAGUUCUUUGUGAUGGAAAUCUUUUCGAAGGAACUAUUGAACCUGGAAGUCCAGCAGUGCUUAUUAUCAGUGUCUCUGCUUUAAGCUCAUUGGAACUUCUCAGAGGUUUGAAAGUAUAUACCAAAAAUUGCCGACCCGCAAAGCUUUUUGCAAAGCACAUGAAAGUGGAAGAGCAGAUUGAAUUGCUAAGGAGCCGAGUGAACAUUGCAAGCGGAACUCCUAGCAGGAUAAAGAAGCUGAUCGACAUGGAUGCGUUAAUGCUUUCACGCCUAGCCAUAAUUGUUCUAGACAUCCGAAGGGAUGUUAAGGGCUAUUCUCUUCUCACACUACCGCAAGUGAGUGCUGAAUUCUGGAACUUAUAUAGAGCUCACUUAAAUGAGAGAAUUAUAGAAGGUAGUACGAGGAUAUGCUUCUACGGUCUUGCUGAACUUCCAAAUUCCAAGCAAAAGUGACAAAGUUGGCUGAAGAGAUAAUAUGUUUGGAAGAAGAAUCAGUUCAGAUUAAAGUACAAGAAUCAGCCGCAAUUGAGGAAUCAGUUGAUUGGAGACAUCUGCUCUAUAAUAUUCAAUGCAGGAGAUAUUUAUUCUCUCUAUAAUUUAUUUUUAUUAUUUAAUUUGUCUUAAAUUCUAGCUUAUUUUAUCGUGGUAAUAUGCUUAAAUGUUACUUUCCAAGCUGCAUAUUUGUAGUUUGGGGGAAUUUUGGUAGAUAAUGAUAGUUGAAUGCUAAGCAGUAAUGGUUUAU
This is a messenger RNA of Phalaenopsis equestris, 1245 nucleotides long. RefSeq names its product protein CMSS1. The record is from RefSeq and is a predicted model, not a curated record. Lineage: Eukaryota; Viridiplantae; Streptophyta; Magnoliopsida; Asparagales; Orchidaceae. The transcript is spliced from 6 exons. The coding region runs from base 72 to 956 and encodes 294 amino acids. Gene Ontology annotation, cellular component: 90S preribosome; nucleus.